UGCGAGUUGCGAAGCCUCGACAGCGCUAACGUGCGAAGAGGGACAACGUCGCAAAAUGUGUGUUCGUGUUUCCUCUCGGCUGAACAUCGACUGAAUUUGUCACUUUCUGUGUUGUUUUCUUCCCCUCCAGCGGGCGGACGGUAAUGUUGGCGUCAUGUAGGCUCCGCUUCUCAGACUUUGGAAAACAAACCGGGUAUUGUGGGUGAAUCCUCGGGAGAUGGCAGAAUAGUUCGACCUGCGCCACUUACCAAACCCUCCUGAAGCACUUUGAAGAAACAACCCGAGAGGUCUACAAUGACGGCUGGGGACGUGUUUCUUUUGGUUUUGAUCGUCAUGGUCCUUCCCUGUUCUAGCUCGGGAGGUGACACCAGUGUGAGGAACUCUGAAUGUCUGUGUGAUGGAGCGUCCUGCGACAGUGUGGACCGCUGUUUCGCCCAGCAGUGCUUCACCUCCCUCUCUAUACUGAAUGGGACGUCGGUUCUCCAGAGGGGCUGCGUUGUCGCCAAUGAGGAAGGGUCCUUGCGCUGCGGAAGCCCACCAACUCCUGAGCUGGUGGUAGAGUGCUGCUACGGGGAUUUAUGUAACAUGAACGUCUCCUUACAGUCACCCGUUACAGAUAUAGAACUGUCUGCUGGCAGACCAGUCCUCAGGGACCAGAACUGUGUGUGCGAGGGUGGUGUGUGUGAGCGUGACCGUCGCUGUACAGGCCAGCAGUGUUUCUCCUCUCUGAAGAUGAUUGAUGGCGUGGCCGUCCAACAGAAGGGCUGCCUGAGGGACGACGAGGAGGGUAGAGCCACCUGUGCCAUGCCACCCUCAUCGGCCCAUGUUGUCAAGUGCUGCCAGGGCCAUCUGUGUAACAUGAACGUCACUGUGCGAGCUCCAGGGAAAGAGGAGGAAGUGAAGCCCCUGAUCAAAGAGGAGCACGAGUGUGUGUGCGAGGGCAGCUCAUGUGUAACAGGGAGUCGCUGCAUGGGCCACCAGUGUUUCUCGUCUCUGACUGUCAGCGCCGGCUCGCUGGUGUACCAGAAGGGCUGCUUUAAAGUCUACGAGCAGAGCACGUUGACCUGCAAGACCCCACCUUCCAGAGACCAGAUUGUGGAGUGCUGCCAUGGGCACCUGUGUAACAUGAACAGCACUGUGGAGCUGCCUGUCAAAGCUGAUGAGCUAUCCAACUACAGCGUGACCACACUGGCUAUCGUCAUCGUGGCGCCCAUCAUCGCCCUCAUUGUCCUCUCUGCCAUCGCUAUCCUGGUGUUCAGACGCAUCCACCACAACCAGAUGGAGAGGCUAACAUCACGAGAUGCAGAAUACGGAACUAUCGAUGGCCUCAUAGCAUCCAAUGUGGGGGAGAGCACUCUGGCGGAUCUGCUGGAUCACUCCUGCACUUCAGGAAGUGGCUCAGGACUGCCUUUCCUUGUUCAGAGAACGGUCGCACGACAAAUCACACUCAAUGAGUGUGUGGGUAAAGGCCGUUACGGUGAAGUGUGGAGGGGUCAGUGGCAGGGAGAGAGCGUCGCAGUCAAAAUCUUCUCCUCCAGAGACGAGAAGUCCUGGUUCAGAGAGACUGAGAUCUACAACACAGUGCUGCUGAGACAUGAGAACAUCCUGGGCUUCAUAGCUUCGGACAUGACCUCGAGGAACUCCAGCACUCAGCUGUGGCUGAUCACUCACUUCCAUGAGAUGGGCUCCUUGUAUGACUACCUUCAACUGAGCACGCUGGAUGCAUCCAGCUGCCUCCGCAUGGCGCUCUCCAUCGCAAGUGGCCUGGCACAUCUCCACGUUGAGAUCUUCGGCACUCAGGGCAAACCAGCCAUCGCCCACCGAGACCUCAAGAGCAAAAAUAUAUUGGUUAAAAAGAACGGGCAGUGCUGCAUCGCUGACCUUGGUCUGGCGGUCAUGCACUUCCAAGACACCAACGAAUUGGAUGUGGGGAACAAUCCUAAGGUGGGCACGAAGCGCUACAUGGCCCCUGAAGUGCUCGACGACUCCAUCCAGAUGGACUGUUUUGAGUCCUACAAGAGAGUGGACAUCUGGGCCCUGGGCCUCGUCCUGUGGGAGAUCGCCAGGAGGACAGUGAGCAAUGGCAUCGUAGAAGACUACAAGCCACCUUUUCACGACGUGGUCCCAAGCGAUCCCAGUUUUGAGGAUAUGAAGAAGGUCGUGUGUGUGGACCAGCAGAGGCCCAACAUCCCAAACAGAUGGUUUUCAGACCCAACUUUAACCUCCAUGGCUAAACUCAUGAAGGAGUGCUGGUACCAGAAUCCCUCGGCCAGAUUAACAGCAUUACGCAUCAAAAAGACUCUCACAAAGAUCGACAACUCUCUGGACAAAAUCAAAACAGACAUUUGAGCCUGCUUCAAGAGGAAGAGGCAGACGUACUAAAGGCCUUUGAAGACAUCCAGAGGGUGGACCACCUUCGAGAAAUCAUAAAAGACAAGAGACUUGAUGGGUUCAGUGCCCUUAUAGUGGCACAGACCUAUAUUUAUUUUAAAACACUUGGCAGGACACAUUUUGGCAAUCCGAAGAUGGCUAACCGGGCAUUUUUGAGACUGCCAGUGGUCUUGGAAAUAGGAAAGUAUCUAUUCAACUUAUGAGAUAGGAGCUGGACUGUUUGCAGUGUUCUUCAAGGAAGAAACUGUUACCUGGGCAUUUGAGUAGGCUUGCUUUCGUUAAAACCGCAGAUUUUGUUUGACACAGUGUUUAGUUUGAAAAACGUCUGAACAUACUAGCAAUUUCACUUGACCUCUUCUAUUGUACUGCGUUCUUCAUUUGCAUUAUGGUGGAUUCUUUUGGAAAAGAAGUCAACUUGCCAAUUGAACUUGCCAAUUUAAUCUGCAUCUUUUCUUAAGCAGUGGUCACAGUAAGCAGUGUUAUGUUUUACUUUGUGUGUCAUGCACCUCUGUUUACAGUGCUGUCAGAACAGAUUUCUUGGGAUCUCAGCGAUCCUGUAACGUUCAGUUGUACGGCUGCGUCAGCGGCACCGUUCUUUUCCUGAGAUAUUGUCCAACUAAAGGUACUCUGUCGCAAACCUUUUGUAUAUCACCAUGAAUUUUACAUUCAAUCAUGUACUUGUUCUACAUUUUGUUUCUUCAGCUUUACAGAGACAAAUGCUAAAAGAACAAAUAAAAUAUCUGCUAGAUGAUGCUGAGCUCUCUUCCUCCAGAGGCCUGUAAGUAAGCCUGUAAAGCCUGUACACCGUCUUAGCGCGUGCAUUGUUGUCUUAAUGCGUGCAUUGUCAAGUAAAUGAAGUCAAACUUCAGCCUUUUUUAUUUCUUUAACAUUUUAUAUCAA
Messenger RNA from Chelmon rostratus (copperband butterflyfish), 3291 nucleotides. Its product is annotated as activin receptor type-1-like. Gene Ontology annotation, molecular function: transforming growth factor beta receptor activity, type I; ATP binding; SMAD binding. The transcript is spliced from 12 exons. The record is from RefSeq and is a predicted model, not a curated record. Lineage: Eukaryota; Metazoa; Chordata; Actinopteri; Chaetodontiformes; Chaetodontidae. Gene Ontology annotation, cellular component: BMP receptor complex; plasma membrane. Gene Ontology annotation, biological process: protein phosphorylation; cellular response to growth factor stimulus; transforming growth factor beta receptor signaling pathway. Bases 295 to 2349 code for a protein of 684 amino acids.